UUAGUCGUCAGAGGGAGGCAAGGCUGUGACUCAUGCUUGCGUGAAGAGACCAAUGGGCAGCCGGAGCCCUGAGAUAUAAAUAACGAAUAAUAAAAAAAUAUAUAUUCUUGAGGGAGAAAGGGUCACAUGCGCACCGCUGGAUGGGAUUUUAUUAGUGCGCUCUGUUCCGCCAUCACUGGACUGCUCCUUGUCGCGCCUUUGGGUGGCAAUUGUGACAUCUAGUUAUAGUUUGUCUGGACUCGACAACCUGUGAGCCGUUGAAUUAUUUCCCAGCUGGAGAUCAGAUAACGGAGGACUGAUGGCCACGUCUGAACCCAGAGCCACCGGCGGGGAACAGGACCCCAACUCCGCCAAUUUAAGACCUCCGUCCUCAACCUACGAAUAUGCGUGGAUGCACGGAUGCACACGGAAACUGGGGAUGAAGAUUUGUGGGUUCCUGCAGAAGAACAACAGCCUGGACGAGAAGGGGAGGCUCGCGGGGCAGAAGAACUUGCUCUCGUGCGACAACAGCGACAGGGACGCGCGCUUCCGCCAAACCGAGACCGACUUCUCCAACCUAUUCGCCAGAGACCUGCUGCCGGCCAAAAAUGGAGAGGAGCCCACCAUACAGUUUCUGCUGGAGAUCGUCGACAUCCUCACCAACUACGUAAAGAAGACCUUCGACCGCUCCACCAAGGUGCUGGACUUCCACCACCCCCACCAGCUGCUGGAGGGCAUGGAGGGCUUCAACCUGGAGCUGUCCGACCAGCCCGAGUCCCUGGAGCAGAUCCUGGUGGACUGCAGGGACACGCUCAAAUAUGGCGUCCGGACAGGUCACCCACGAUUCUUCAACCAGCUGUCUUCUGGUCUGGACAUCAUCGGUCUGGCCGGCGAGUGGCUCACUUCCACCGCCAACACCAACAUGUUCACCUACGAGAUCGCUCCAGUGUUUGUGCUGAUGGAGCAGCUGACUCUGAAGAAAAUGAGAGAGAUGAUCGGUUGGCCCAACGGAGAGGGAGACGGACUCUUUUCACCAGGGGGCGCCAUCUCCAACAUGUACAGUGUGAUGAUCGCACGUUACAAGUAUUUCCCCGAGGUCAAGACCAAGGGCAUGUCUGCCGCUCCACGCCUGGUCCUCUUCACAUCUGAACAUAGCCACUACUCCAUAAAGAAGGCCGGAGCCGCUCUGGGCUUCGGUACUGAGAAUGUGAUCCUGCUGAGCACAGACGAGAGGGGGAGAGUCAUUCCUGCAGAUCUGGAGGCCAAGAUCAUCGACGCUAAACAGAAGGGUUACGUGCCGUUGUUUGUGAAUGCCACAGGUGGUUCGACGGUGUACGGCGCAUUCGACCCCAUCAAUGAGAUCGCCGACAUCUGUGAGAAGUACAAUUUGUGGCUCCAUGUUGAUGGAGCGUGGGGCGGCGGACUCCUGAUGUCCAGGAAACAUCGUCAUAAGCUGAACGGAAUCGAGAGAGCCAACUCUGUCACAUGGAACCCGCACAAGAUGAUGGGCGUGCCUCUGCAGUGCUCUGCCAUCCUGGUCCGAGAGAAGGGGAUCCUGGCCGGCUGUAACUCCAUGUGUGCCGGUUACCUUUUCCAACCAGACAAACAGUACGACGUCACCUACGACACGGGAGACAAAGCCAUCCAGUGCGGCCGACACGUCGACAUCUUUAAGUUCUGGCUCAUGUGGAAGGCCAAGGGCACCAUAGGGUUUGAGCAGCACAUUGACAAGUGUUUGGAGCUGUCGCAGUACUUGUACAACAAGAUCAAGAACAGAGAGGGAUAUCAGAUGGUGUUUGAUGGAGAGCCGCAGCACACCAACGUUUGCUUCUGGUACAUCCCGCCCAGCCUGAGAGGCAUGCCUGACGGUGAGGAGCGGCGAGAAAAACUCCACAGGGUGGCGCCAAAGAUCAAGGCCAUGAUGAUGGAGUCGGGGACCACCAUGGUGGGCUACCAGCCGCAGGGCAAACACGUCAACUUCUUCCGUAUGGUCGUCUCCAACCUGGCGGCCACCCAGUCGGACAUCGACUUCCUCAUCGAUGAGAUCGAGCGGCUCGGUCAAGACCUGUAGACCGCUCAGCCGGCGCCGCUCUGGUGGCCUAAAAGCGAAUCUGCAGUCUUCUGUCUGUUUUAUUUGUGAGGCUAAAAAAGGAGAAACAAUCACGAUGCUGAAGUCGGAAUAAUGACGUGUUUUAGGUUCCAGUCUCUCCGUCUGAAGCAUCCUGACGGUUUCUCCAACUGAAGAGAAGCGAAGGAGACUUUGUCCCACAUAGUCCGUCCUUUAGACAAAAAAUAGAUGCACCUGAAGCCUCCAGGUACAAAGUGUGUGUGUGUGAUCUUGUAACAUCUGUAAUCCCGUCCAAUGUAGUUUGUCUUUUAACGUCUGUGUGCCUGAGUGUGUGUGUGUGUGUGUGUGUGUGUGUGUGUGUGUGUGUGGUCAAACACUGAAAGGGAGAAAAGCACAGAUGAAAACAUAACAAACUAUCAUGAAAUUAUUCUGCUGUAUCAUACAUUUGCUACAAAAAGUUGAAUCAUUGGUGCUUUCAGCUGUGUACAUAUAGUUAAUCUCAGUGCACCGACCUAUUUGCCCCCCAAAGCAAUGUGUGUGAGUGUGUGAGUGUGUGUGUCUGUUUGUGUGCAGGAGUGUGUGCAAGUGUGUAUCCAGUCAUGUACUUUAAACUGUGUUCAAAAUAAGCUUAAUACGACCUAACAUGCACACCACAGCUGAGAGGUUUUAGAGAAACUCCAGCACCUGAUCUACAGUCUGCAACAUUUCCCCUCGGUAGAACUUCAGCAGCCGUCCCAAGUCUUUUAAAAAAAAAAAAACGCUGGCUCGUUGUCUGUUUUCAUGCAAUCACGUGAUAUGUGUUUUUAAAAUAUUUGAUUAUAUAAAAUAUAUGAGAAGUAAUAUUUAUUGCAUUUCCACUGUUUGCAGAUUCAGGUAUUUUAUUGUAAAUGUAUUCUUUAUGUGUAUUACAUGGUAAUACAUUUGUAAAUGUAAUCACAGGAACUUGGGUAAAGUUUAUUUAUAGUGAUUUUUGUCAGCCAAAGAAAGCGAAAUCGGGAACAGAGCAAUCCAUCGUCCUUCAUAUAGAACUUCUUAUAGAUUAUAGGUGUUUGUAAAAUGUUAUCUAUUGACCCUUCGACUGCGAUGCAAUUUCUAUCGUGUGUUUAUUUUCCGUGAUUGUGAGUCUUUUUGACCGAAUGUUUUGAUGACUGGCUGGCCUUCUGAUGAGAUUAAGAAUGAAGUCUGUAUAAUCCUCUGGCUGUCGUGCCGGUCUUUUAUUUUAGAGAAUAGCACAAGGAUGUGAGAAUGUACUCUCCUGUAGAGACUGGGAAGAAAGUAUUGUUGUAUCUGUCUAAAUCCUAAUGCAUUUACUGUAAUAUAGUAUAUAUUAAUUGUAAUACAUAUUACCUAUUCUCAGUGUUAUGGGAACUCGGUGGAAUAUCUUGUACAAAGAGUUCCCGUUUGUGUCUUUGCACAAUGUUCACCUUUCUUUCUUCCAUUGUAAAU
Molecule: messenger RNA, 3493 nt
Organism: Plectropomus leopardus (leopard coralgrouper)
Lineage: Eukaryota; Metazoa; Chordata; Actinopteri; Perciformes; Serranidae
Product: glutamate decarboxylase 1-like
Biological process (GO): GABA biosynthetic process
Cellular component (GO): cytoplasm; presynaptic active zone
Molecular function (GO): pyridoxal phosphate binding; glutamate decarboxylase activity
Source: RefSeq, a predicted model, not a curated record